CGUGUGUUUGGUAGGAAGGAAAAACAUUUUGGCAUGUUUGGUAACCGGUUGGCUCAGCCGUAGUGUUUUUCGGAUUUUAUUACUAAUUGAAAGGCAGUGUACUUAAUUAUUUAUUAAUCAUUCUUUAUUUUCCGAGCACAUAAUCAUUAACGAUUCACUUUCAGUUUCGCAACUCCUUGAGUUCUCAACUUUUUAAAAUUCAGAUGGAGUACUUAUACAUUUAGAAUUAUUCAUUGUAACUUUUUGAAUUCUCCAACGAAAAAGCUGAAUUAAUUUGAUGACUGUUUGUUUACUAUGACGGAUUUUGACUAUAAAAGAGCUAAAGUAGACGUGACAAUUUCAUAAUCCUCUCCUAACUAUCAUCCAAUUAAGCAUAAUGACGACCCAAUUGAGCAUGAAGCUUUUGAUUGACACUAAGGCUAAAAAAAUACUAUUCGCUGAGGCUGAAAAGAGUUGUGUGGAUUUCUUGUUUCUCAUUCUCUCAUUGCCGGUGGCCACAGUCAUUAAGCUUCUUAAGAAGAAAGGGAUGAAUCAUGGAUGCUUGCCUAAACUCUAUGACAGUGUUGAGAAUUUGAGCGACACCUAUAUUCACUCUAAGGAUAGCCUUUUGAAACCCAAGUCAUCUGUAAUAGGGAUCGCUUCCAUUCCUUUUCUAUCGAUUGAUGACGUUCCAACGACACAUAAGACCUUUUAUGGAUGUUCCAACUACUGUCAUAAUACUUUUUCUGAUUGCCCUAGUGCAAAAUGUACAGUUUGUAAUUGCCUUAUGUCAAGAAGUUUGACGUAUGUUGCUCCACCGAUAGCGAGUGGAGCUGUGGCAUCGACAAGUGGUUUUGUGAAGGAUGUUGUGACAUACAUGGUGAUGGAUGACUUGGUAAUUAAGCCUAUGUCCACCAUUUCUAGCAUUACUCUUCUAAACAAGUUCAAUGUAAAGGAUGUUGGUGUAUUGCAAGAGGAAGUUGUUCAUUUUGGAAUGGAAGAGGCGCUGAAGUUGUUGAAGGCAUCCUUUGAGUCGAAGACAGUCCUGACUAGUGUUUUCAUGAGCGCCAUAAAAUUGUCGAAAUAGUUACACAUGUUUUCAUGGAAUUUGGAUGUUUUAGCUUUUUGGUUUUCUUUUCUUUCUUUCUCUGUUGGAGUUAUUAUGAUUUUAUCUUUGCUAAUUUCUUAUUUUUCCUUUCUAAUGAAUCAAUCUAUUCUCAAUGUGUUUGAGAUUGUUUCCAUUUGUUUUUGGUACUUCUUCCUAGUUCAAUUUAAAAUGAAUGUUUGUUAUAAUUAUGACAUUUCUGAUCAUCUCUAACUUGAGGUUUCUCAUAAGAUGAACCAAAAAUACCCAUGAACCUAAUACUUAUUGUCCACUAUUAAUUUGACACAAGUGGAAGGAAAUAUUUAUUGUCCACUAUUAAUUUGACACAAGCGGAAGAAAGUAGUAUUAAUUUGACACAAGCGGACGGAAGGAAGUAGUAGCUAGUCAAAGGAAAUUAAUGAGAGCACAUGAAGUGGCAGAGGUAUUUCUUAUUUUGUGCCGUACUACUACAGGUAAAGCAUUAAUGUCUGUAUUGUUGAGGUCGGUAUGCUAAGAUUUAAAAGAGAUUUCAGUCUCACUGUCUCUUUGCCUCAUGUGGAUGAGGUGUGGGUUUCACUCAUUUACUGUAACUCCACUUGUUUCCCUUUUAAUUUUCACAUGCAACUGCCUCUCAUUAUCUGAGAAUAUUACAUAAUGGCUUAUCCACAUUAAUAUUAUAAGAUCCUGUUUGCUAGUUCGUUAUUAUAGAAGUAGGAUUCGCAACCAUAAUCCUAUACUUGUUAGCCAUUUGAUAUAACAUUCGUCUAGAGAUGUCUAAUUUAUUUACUGGCCACUUUUUUUUUUUAGGUAAAUACAUUAAUGUCCAAUUGUGUUAAUCAAAUCCCUCAUCUCUUUUGCAUUUAU
Messenger RNA from Solanum lycopersicum (tomato), 1927 nucleotides. RefSeq lists its product as uncharacterized. NCBI's taxonomy places the organism in Eukaryota, Viridiplantae, Streptophyta, Magnoliopsida, Solanales, Solanaceae. The record is from RefSeq and is a predicted model, not a curated record.